Molecule: messenger RNA, 2179 nt
Organism: Erpetoichthys calabaricus (reedfish)
Lineage: Eukaryota; Metazoa; Chordata; Cladistia; Polypteriformes; Polypteridae
Gene: amdhd1
Product: amidohydrolase domain containing 1
Exons: 9
Coding region: 18-1388 (456 amino acids)
Cellular component (GO): cytoplasm
Molecular function (GO): imidazolonepropionase activity
Source: RefSeq, a predicted model, not a curated record
UCUCGGGUCCACAUUUUAUGUGCAAAAAAGUUGACCGUCGGUUUAAAGCGCCUCCAUUUAUUUCUUCGCCGGCGGCUGUUGUGGCCAUCAUGGAAACAGAAUUUAGGUUAUUGGUUAAAAACGCCGCUCAAGCUGUGCUAGUUUGUGCACACAAUGAAAGAUAUUUGACUAAAGUAGGAAUGGAGACUAUUGCAGUGAUUGAAAAUGCGAGUCUGGUAAUCGGCAGGGAUGGUUUGAUCAAAGCUGUGGGACCCACAACUGCUAUUGCUUCUCAGUUUAAGGGAGCAACUUUUGAAAACAUUAUUGAUGCAGAGGGCAUGUGCAUCUUACCAGGUUUGGUAGAUGCACACACACAUCCUGUCUGGGCUGGAGACAGAGUUCAUGAAUUUGCACUUAAGCUUGCAGGUGCUUCCUAUAUGGAGAUUCACCAAGCAGGAGGUGGAAUCCACUUUACAGUGGAGCACACCAGAAGAGCCUCAGCUGAAGAACUGUUGGUCAGUCUGAAGCAGCGACUACAGAGAAUGUUGAGAGCUGGAACUACACUUGUAGAGUGCAAGAGUGGAUAUGGCUUGGAUUUAGAUACCGAGAUUAAAAUGCUUACCGUUAUUGAGCAGGCACGCCAGGAACAGCCAGUCGGCAUCUCGUCUACAUUCUGUGGUGCACACUCUGUCCCAAAAGGAAAGACUGCAAAAGAAGCCACAAAGGACAUUAUUAAUGUUCAUCUACCUCAGCUGAAGAAAAAAGUUGAAAAUGGUGACCUUCAUAUAGACAAUAUUGAUGUAUUCUGUGAGAAAGGGGUGUUUGACCUGGACUGUACAAGAGCCAUUCUUCAGACGGGGAGCAGUAUGGGUUUUCAGAUUAAUUUUCAUGGUGAUGAGCUACAUCCAAUGAAUUCUGCCGAGCUGGGUGCCGAAUUGAAUGCUCUUGCUGUGAGUCACCUUGAAGAAGUGACAGAUAAAGGAAUUGCUGCUAUGGCAAAAAGCAAAACCGCAGCUGUCCUACUGCCCACCACUGCCUAUAUGUUAAGGUUAAAGCAGCCCAGAGCCAGAGACAUGCUGAAUGCAGGUGUUAUUGUUGCUUUGGGUAGUGAUUUCAAUCCCAAUGCCUAUUGUUUUUCAAUGCCCAUGGUCAUGCAUUUUGCCUGUGUGAAUAUGAAGAUGUCUAUGAGUGAGGCAUUAGCUGCUUCUACUAUUAAUGCAGCAUAUGCUUUGGGAAAAUCCCGUACUCAUGGCUCCCUCGAGGUGGGCAAGAAUGGAGAUUUUGUCAUCCUCAAGUCCUCAAGAUGGGAACACCUUAUUUAUCAGUUUGGAGGCCACCAAGAACUUGUCAAGUAUGUGGUUGUGAAAGGUGUGAUAGUCUAUGAAAACGACAGAACAGCGGACUACUAAACGUUCACCCUGAUGGAGGAAAAAAAAACAACCCCACUUUACAGCACAUGAAAUUAUAAUUGCUGACUAAAAUAAUGGUGAGGAUGCGUGUUAAUAGCUAAAAAAUAUGAUUAUACACAUAUGAUGCAUAUGCUGUAAAUGAUUCUUAGUGUUAAGUUUUUUAAUCUUUCACAUUCUCUUUUUAAAGUGCUAAAGAGCUGUUUGUGUAUAACAAAGAUAAGAAAACCAAAGGGAUUAGUAUACUGUAGAACAAAUCCUAUUAGUAAUGAAAAGAAUUAUCACAAUAUUCCGAUCAAUUCUACAUAUUUUUCUGUAGUACUCACAAAAGAGGUGACCCAACCCACUUUACAGUAUUAAAUGAACAGAAUAACAUACAUACAGCAUAAACUACACUGAAUGAAAAUAUUUCAACAGUCAUGACAAAACAAAGGCUGCAGGAGAAUAACAAAUUAAAACUUACACCCCUGUCGUAGGCAAGAGAUAAUGUGAAGUAAGGUUGAUUGCUGACUUAGAAAUAAAUGUGCCAAAAAAACAAGUAUAAAUUGCAAGUGUAAUAAAGUUUCCUGUCUGGUCUUUGUGCAAGUUAACAAUUUAUUAAUGUAAUAAUUCAUUAACAAAGUUAGCUGCUGAUGUUAGAUUUCACUGACCCUUACUCUUCCAUUUUGAACUCUGUUUUUCUGUUCUUAUUUUUUACAAGAUAAUUACAUAUACUGUAUGAAAUGUUAAAGCUUAUCUUCUGAAAAGCUGAAGAUGUAUUACUACAGAUAUUAAAGGUGUCAUCUGGGUUAAAA